AUAAACCGAAAUAAGCGGUAUAAGCACCAAGUAGCCGCCUCUUUCUCUACCCCUUUCGAUGUCUCUAACAACUCCGAUUUCGUCCCUCUUUCUCGAAUCUCGAUCGACGAAAGCACACAUUGGCCUAACCCCAGAAAAAGAAAAAGAAAGAAACAAAACACCAAGAGACACCCACCUGGUGGUAGCAACAGUAGCAAGAAGCGAGAGAAGAACACAUGAAUUUGCAGAGAAUCUUCGCUUUUCUGCAAAUCUCUAUUCCUCUUCGAUUGUUCUAACUACAAUGAAAGAUCGUAGGAGACGUGAGGUAGUUUCAUGGAACAGGUUUUUCUGGUGCACUGUUUUCGUUGUCUUUGCUUGCGUCCUCGUCGCCGGCUUCACGUUCUCCACCUUUCGGCUCUUCGGAGAAUCAUUUCAUCCAGUUCUGUUGUCAGCGUGGCAGAAUCCGGCGAUGGAAGUACUCUCCGGCGAGUAUCCGGCGUCGCCGCUGAUCGAGAUUCGAGAAACCGUCAUCUUCCCCGACCAGGUGCUGAUAUUCCUAAAAUACCCUCCGUCCGUCCCUUUAUUUACGAAGGAGCUCCUUGACUGCGUCUACUUCUCGGCGAACUCAUCCCAUCCCCAAUUGAAGCUCCCACCGGACCAGGUCGACGGUGACGGUGACGAUCCAAUCAACCAAAUCGUACGGUGCCCGCCCUUUAACCAGCAAGGCGGCUCCACCAUAACCGUCUCCCUCGCCUGGAAAUCAAACGGUUAUCUCCCAGCGGGGCCAUCCUACCGCUGGGAUUCGUUGGUGUACGAAGCUUUGGUGGACCGCGACAACACCACCGUGGUCUUUGUCAAGGGCCUCAAUCUACGGCCCGACAGGCUGUCCGAGCCCUCCAGAUUCGAGUGCGUCUACGGCUUGGAUUUCAGCAAUCCGAGGUUGGUUCUCAGGUCUGAAGUCAUUUCUGUUGCCCAGGAGAUCGUACGGUGCAGGACACCUUUGAUUGUGCUGAGAAGCAGCCCUUCUGAGAAUAAGCUCGACCGUUCCUACGACUCCAUCAAGGUAUCCGUGAGGUUGAAGGCGGUUAGGGGGAGGAGCAUCAUCCUAAACUCGGUGGCGCAACCGUUGCCGUUGCCGGAAUCUGACGCAGAUUACGACAGAAAUAAGCACGAGAUGUGCGUGUGCACGAUGAUUCGUAACCAAGCCCGGUUCUUGAGGGAGUGGGUCAUGUACCACGCACGAAUCGGGGUGAAACGCUGGUUCAUCUACGACAACAAUAGCGACGACGACAUCGAACGCGUGGUCGACUCACUGGAUGAAUCCGGGUUUAAUAUCACCCGACAUUUAUGGCCAUGGAUCAAGACCCAGGAAGCCGGUUUCGCCCACUGUGCAUUGAGGUCAAGGGACUCAUGCCAGUGGGUGGGGUUCAUCGACGUUGAUGAGUUCGUACACUUGCAGUUACAGUCCGACUCCAACAACCAAACCCUGACGUCAUUACACGAUCUGUUGACCAAGCAACCCCAUGAGGUUGCCGAACUACGUUUAUGGUGCCAUAGUUUCGGACCGUCGGGGCUUAAAAAGGCUCCAGAAGGAGGGGUCACAGUAGGGUACACGUGUCGGAUAUUGACCCCAGAGAGACACAAGAGUAUAGUGAGACCCGAAGCACUGAAUCCUACGCUGGUUAACGUAGUCCACCAUUUCCACCUAAGGGAUGGGUUCCAGUUCGUGAACGUGGAUAGAGGAGUGAUGGUGGUUAAUCACUACAAAUAUCAGGUAUGGGAGGUGUUCAAGGAGAAGUUCCACAGGAGGGUUGCCACGUACGUGGCUGAUUGGCAGGAAGAAGAGAACGUAGGGUCCAAAGAUCGAGCCCCCGGGUUGGGUACAAGAGCAGUCGAACCGCCUGAUUGGUCGAACCGGUUUUGUGAGGUCACAGAUACGGGUCUGAGGGAUUGGGUGUUGCGGCAGAUGGCCGAUCCUCAAACCCAUUUGCUUCCCUGGCAGCAACAACAGAAUGAGGAGCGAGAAGAUAGAUUAUUAUUGAUUGAAGAGGAUAAGAUAAAGGGAAAGAGGAGAAGGAAACGAAGACGAGGGAUAGACGUCAAUUAGAAUCAGCUUCUUUGUCUUCUGGUUUUUUUCCCUUGGAUUUCAUUCAUUUCUCAUUCUUUCUGUUUUUUUGUAGAUAGAGAUGAAAUACAAUCACAGAUGAAGCUUCGAUUUUCCUUUUGUAUCGACGUUCUGCUAGCAAUUAAUGACUCAAUAGGAGGAUGGAAAGGCCUUGUUUCCUUGGCAGCCCACAUAGGAAAGCCUUCUUAUAGAUUGCCUAUUUCUUAGUGUAGUUGACUAAACAAUUUUUUUAUUUUCUUUUGGUUUGACAAGUUAGUCAGCCAAACUAUAUUCCAACUAAACAGUAUUGAUAGGUCAAUGAAUCUUAUUUUAUUUUUUAAUAUAGAUUUUUGUGUUAAAACU
Molecule: messenger RNA, 2446 nt
Organism: Macadamia integrifolia
Lineage: Eukaryota; Viridiplantae; Streptophyta; Magnoliopsida; Proteales; Proteaceae
Product: glycosyltransferase family 92 protein RCOM_0530710-like
Exons: 2
Coding region: 59-2086 (675 amino acids)
Source: RefSeq, a predicted model, not a curated record